Molecule: messenger RNA, 2381 nt
Organism: Bufo gargarizans (Asiatic toad)
Lineage: Eukaryota; Metazoa; Chordata; Amphibia; Anura; Bufonidae
Gene: PPEF1
Product: protein phosphatase with EF-hand domain 1
Exons: 18
Coding region: 203-2281 (692 amino acids)
Biological process (GO): detection of stimulus involved in sensory perception
Cellular component (GO): cytosol; nucleus
Molecular function (GO): protein serine/threonine phosphatase activity; iron ion binding; manganese ion binding
Source: RefSeq, a predicted model, not a curated record
CUGAGCCAUCAAUUUACAGAAAGUCUAUAAGAGCAAAUCAGGAACAGUACUUAUGUUUCAUCUUCUGAAAUCUAAUAGAUCUGGGCAAGAUGAGGCCACCUUUAAGACCAAAGCGGUUAAAGGCAAACAAGCUUGGGGACUUAGAACAACAUCAGUGAGUAGCCUUGGACUGUACGAGCCAUAAAGAUUUGAUAUUGAAACCAUGGGAUGUGGGACAUCGGUCAAGACUGAAUAUCAAGGCAAAAAAUCUGAAAAAGCAAUUAAAGCAGCAGUUCUGAUACAGAGAUGGUAUCGUUUCUAUAUGGCGAGAUUAGAGAUGAGACGGCGUUACACACUUAAUAUUUUUCAGUCUAUCGAAUAUGCAGAAGAACAGGCCCAGCUUCAGCUCUCCAACUUUUUUACAUUCAUGAUUGAUCACUAUGCGCAGCUGAAUGAGCAACACCCAGGCCCAGACUUGAUUUCUGAUAUAACUUUCAACUCUUCAAACAAAGGGCAAAAAAACCUUCUGCUCUAUGAAACAAUUGAAGUUACGGAGUCUUAUGACGGCCCACGUCUUUCAUUCCCUUUAUCUGUGUCUGACACAAAUACACUCCUCCGUGAUUUCAAGCAAGAAAAGCAACUUCAUGCCCGGUAUGUCCUUCAGCUCUUCCAUGAAGUCAAAAAGUUCCUAAAGCAAAUGCCAAACAUUGUUCAUUUAACCACAUCAUACUCUAAACAGAUCACCGUAUGUGGUGACCUUCAUGGAAAAUUGGAUGAUUUGCUGCUAAUAUUCUACAAGAAUGGUCUCCCUUCACCAGAAAAUUCGUAUCUGUUUAACGGAGAUUUUGUAGACAGAGGGAAGAAUUCUAUAGAAAUACUAAUAAUCCUCUUUGCAUUCCUCCUGGUCUACCCAAAUAAUUUACAUUUGAAUAGAGGCAACCACGAGGACCCCAUCAUGAAUCUGAGGUAUGGGUUCACAAAAGAAGUAAUGCAAAAGUACAAGAUCCAUGCUAAGAACAUACUGCAUCUACUCGAAGACAUAUACAGUCUGCUGCCCCUUGGUACCAUUAUUGACAGCAAGGUUCUUAUUUUACAUGGAGGGAUAGCAGACACGACAGAUCUGGAUUUCCUCACUUCUAUUGAAAGAAGCAAGUAUAAAUCAGCUUUGAGACCUCCAAGGCUAGAUCCAAAAAGAAACAAUCUUAUACAUAAUGGUAAUCGGUUGAAUAUAGAUGGCUGUAAAGCUUCUAAAAAUUCUGACGGACAUAUAGGAUCUUCAAGCCAUGGACACACUGGUGGAUUGCCGGAAAAAUUCAGAAAUGGUGCCAUCCUAGAAAUAAAUUACUUGGAUUCAAGUAUUCAGUUGCCUGAUACGACUCCAGAAUUAACAGCCACUGAACUAAAGGAAUGGAAACAGGUUGUGGACAUAUUGUGGAGUGAUCCCAGGAACCAAUAUGGCUGCUCACCAAACAGUUUUCGAGGUGGAGGUUGUUACUUUGGACCAGAUGUAACCCAAAAAUUACUUGACCAAUGUAAUUUAAAAAUGUUGAUCAGGUCACAUGAAUGCAAACAGGAAGGUUACGAGUUAAGCCACAAUGGAAGGGUUAUAACCAUAUUUUCUGCAUCUAACUACUAUGAUGAAGGAAGUAACAGAGGGGCAUAUCUCAAGCUGGGUCCAGAUCUAAUUCCACGCUUUGUGCAAUAUCAAGUCAGUAAGUGCACACGUAAACUCACACUUCAUCAACGAAUAAAUGCUGCUGAAGAUUCUGCUCUUAGAGCUCUACAAGAGCAAUUUUUUGCCCAUCGUUCUGACCUUAUGAAAGCUUUUAAAGAGUGUGACCCAGAUGGUACAGGAAAAAUCUCCAUCAAUGACUGGGCGAAAGCAGUGGAGGCAGUACUCCAUCUGGGUCUACCUUGGAGGACAUUGCGCUCGAGACUUGCACGACUGGCUUCUGAUGGAAAUGUAGAAUAUCUGUCGUGUUUUGAGGAUCUUCAAAUUCAAAAAUCCAUUAAAGAAGUUCAGCCAAGUUUGGUUGAGACAUUAUACAGAUACAAAACAGAUCUUGAGAUCAUCUUCAACAUAAUUGACAAGGAUCACUCAGGUUUGCUAUCUAUUGAGGAAUUCCGUCAGACAUGGAAGCUUUUCACCUCCCACCUUCAAAUCAAUAUAGAUGAGUCAACUAUAGAUGACUUGGCCCACAGCAUAGAUUCCAACAAGGAUGGUAGCAUUGAUUUUAAUGAGUUUUUGGAAGCUUUUCGAGUGGUUCACAAAUUUGAAAGAAAGGAUAGUAACAGAAGAUGAAAACCGUUACUCAUGAAGGAGAAUUUCACAGUCAUCACCACUUCAAGACAGUCGAUUGUUUCCAAACCUUGAAGUCGAUGGGCUCUCUCUGAAUGAUGCA